Messenger RNA from Marasmius oreades (fairy-ring Marasmius), 1702 nucleotides. RefSeq lists its product as uncharacterized. Bases 589 to 1392 code for a protein of 267 amino acids. The transcript is spliced from 4 exons. The record is from RefSeq and is a predicted model, not a curated record. Lineage: Eukaryota; Fungi; Basidiomycota; Agaricomycetes; Agaricales; Marasmiaceae.
CUUUGUAAAUACGAUGAUUCCUCACCCGAUUAUAAUAAUCCGUCAUGCCUCAUUGGAAAGCCCCCUACGGUACUUGGUCUUCGCCAAUAACCACAGAGGCAAUAACUGGAGCCUCUACCUUGAACGUUGUUUUGAUUGAUCCCAUUACUUCUGUUGUGUGGAAGAGAGACCACUGAGGGAGGAAGCACCGCUCUAGUAGAAAUUGAGAGCGGAAACGACAGUCAUUGGGGCAGUUUCCAGUGCUGCUACGGGAGUACAUGAGUAUGGAGGAGGUGCAGCAACAGUCUACGAGGGUGAGGCGUAUUUUUCGAACUUCAAGGAUGGACGAAUAUACGAAAUGGAUGUCAAAGGAUCUCGCAGAUGGAACAUGCAGAAAAUACGGCCCAUAGAUUCGCCUGUAUCGAUGUUCACCCACGAAACAGGAACUUUUGUCGCCGUCCUAGAAGACCACACAAACGAUACACCUUCGGUCAUGGCCAACACAUUGUGUCUUGUGGAUGUUGGAAAUAGGAAGGUCACGACCAGCCUCGUUUCUGGCGUUGAUUUCUAUGCGAUGCCUAAUUUUCCUCCUGACGGACAGCGCCUCGCAUGGUUUCAGUGGUCGCGUCCAGACAUGCCUUGGGAAGGUACGCAUGGCUGGUGCUGUCACCUCUGCCAAUGAGCUCCACGUCGAGAACGUCGCCAAGCGAGUAUGAAAAAGUCAACGCCGGUUACGUGUCUUGGGCUUCGAAUUGCACAUUUCUCUUUACUUGCGACGCGUCAGGUUCAGCAACCCUUGGAAAUAUACAAAUGGUACAGCUUCUCCCGUUAUUCAAGAGCCCAUAUCAGAGGACUUCUCAAAUCCUAUGUGGUCUCAGCAUGUUUCCGUACGUUGUGUUAGAUGAGGAGGGUACAAAAGCGGUCUUUACGAGCUAUCGGGAUGGCAGAAGUGUCCUCGAUCUGAUCGACGUCAAAACUGCUGUCAAGCAGGAAAUUGAGAGUCCAUAUGUCGUUGUGGAGAAUAUGCGCGCGGUAUCCCUAUCCGUUCACCAGUUUGCUUUCGUUGGUCAGGAAAUAGAUGAAGGGCAGAGAGUCGUUCGGUGUAACAUUUCCGACCUGGAUACUUCUUCUCCCUCCACCUCAUUCACCACUUGGAGACCCAAUAGCAAUAUUGGACAAUUCGACAGCUGCCUAGCUUCCGCUCCACAAGGCAUGUACCACCCAAAGACGACCUCCUCCAUGUCAUGUAUUUCCAUCCUCAUAACCACGAGUAUUCCGGGUCAAGUGUUGACGGAGAGAAGUCUCCCUGUUGUAAGUGCGCACGGAGGUCCUACCGGGUUCAGGCUUAAGAUGGUCAAUCCAAUAUUUCACAUCUUGUGGGUUCGCAUGGCUCGACGUCAACUACGAAGGUAGCUAUGACUAUGGUAGAGUCUAACUGAUGUCAGGCCAGCCGUACAGCUUCAUUGACCCCAGACGCGUUGUCAUACGUGAGGUUCAGCAGGAGGAUUCACCACGUUGGCAACUCUUCGGACUUUGCUGCCGGGACGUCACUAUAUGGUAUAUCAGGUGUGGUGGCGCCGGCAGAAACUACACACAAGUUUGAGUCUCAAUAUGGCUUCAAGUUGUUGGGCGGGACUUAAUGAGGAGGUGCCGAAGAAUUACACCGAUAGGUCUCCCAUUAAUUAAUCAUAUAGAAAGUUUUGCAACUCCGUUGCCAGUGAGA